Prorocentrum cordatum is the source of this 1968-nucleotide messenger RNA. NCBI's taxonomy places the organism in Eukaryota, Dinophyceae, Prorocentrales, Prorocentraceae. The record is from the annotation of a GenBank genome assembly.
AUGGGGUACGGCACAACGUACAUCGUGGUGGAGAUACCGGUGGACCACGGCAACGCCGCUUAUGCCGACUACGAUUGCGACCAAUUCGCCCUGUGCGACCAGCACGACCACCAGCACGUGGGCAACGAGAGCCACCACCUGAGCUACGAGGGCCACCUGCAGAUCUACGAGGACCACGUUUCGAUGUACGAGCGCCACCACCAGACAACUGGAGCGCGGAGCACUACGACCUGGCAGCCGGCGGCCUUGCCUGGCUUCGUCGGCGCCAACUGUGUCGCUGGGUCAAGGGCGCUGUACACGGCGCGGGCCGUCGCAGGGCAGACGGCUCCCUACGGGGCCGUUGGGCCUGCCGUUCCGCGGCAGGGCGCCGCGCAGGGCACGGACGACGACGAGGAAGGGGGAGACGACGAGGAAGAGGACAAGUGGGGGCAGGGGCCAGGAAGGGGGAAGGACGAGGAACAGGACGGCGACGGCGCGGCUGCCCGGCUGCGGGGGCGGUCGGCGCUGCGGCGCCGCCCGCGCGGAAGGGGGGGUGGCGGGCACCCGCCCGGCGAGACGGGCGGCGGUCUGCCGGCGGAGGGCGGCGGGAAGCAGAGGGAGCUGCGCCUCACGGGGCCACCCCGGGUGCAGGGCAACACCGACUAUUUCAGCAUCGAUGUCAUGGAUGUGUGUAGGGGGGAGGUCUACGAUGUUGCGUGCACGAAGUUCUACCCGUGGCUCGACUCCAGGCUGCGAUCCGCCGCCCCGCGCGCGGCGGCAGCGGGGCUCGGACAGGCGCGCCUCUUCGGCGGCGCCUCGGUCGCCCGGAGCGGCCAUGGACCCGUGGACGCGAUGCGCGGCUCGCGUGACGGUUGGCAGAUCCCUGAGAAGCUCGUUUCGAGCACGGGCGAGCCACUCGCACGCGAUGGCCCUCGAGGGGCCGAGAUCAUCCGCAGCGAGUGGCCGCGCAGAGAGGAAAGCAUCGAGCGAGCCUACCGCGCCCACGUGGACGCGGCCGACGCGGCCGAUUAUGUCGACGAGCUUUUCGACUUCGCAAAUCAGGCAACGCACGAGCACCACAGCAGCGCGCCGCAAGAACAGGACAAGGCAGCCACGGGGCACGGCAAGCCUCAAGUCCUCAUGGGCGCCCACGCUGCCCCGAUGGCCAGCCCAGAGCACGGGGCCCAGCCCUCCGAUCUCAUCGAGUGCCUUCGCACUUCGGACCGCGACGAAAUCCCGACUGACCUGCGGCUGGACGAUCGCGCCCUCGCCAACGCUGCUCAGCCGAGACCGCAGGACACCGACGCCACCGCCGCGCCCAGCGACUCCGCCGACGACGGCGACAGCGACGACCGCCCAGCUCUGGGCCAGACUGAACCAGGCCAGAGCCCGGACCCCGUCGCCCUCCGCAAGGAGGCCCUGGAGGCCCAGAGGGCUGCCAUGGUGGAGGAGCAGCUGCGCAAGCACCAGUCCAACGGAAGCGCCAAGCUGUUCGCGCUCUGCCUCGUCGCGCCGCUGGCCCUGGCGCCCUGGGCGCGGGCGCAGGGGCCGACGCCCGUGGAGAAGGUGAUCGAGCUCAUGGAGGGCACCCCCGGGAGGGGAAAGGAGGACAAGAAGGCGGAGCAGGUGGGCUACGCUGCCUUCAAGCAGUUCUGCGACGACACUGAGACCGAGACGUCGCGCAACAUCGCGGAGGCCGAGAUGAAGAUCGAGGUCCUGAAGGCCGACAUCGAGAAGUACAAGGCCGAGGCCGCGCGCUUGAAGGAGGAGGCCGACCUGCUCGAUGGAGACAUCGCCGCGUGGACGGGCGACGACAAGGCGGCCACCAAGGUUCGCGACAUGGAGAAGGCCGCCUACGACGAAUUGCACCAGGACUACUCGGAGUCCGUCUCCGCGCUGCAGCGAGCCAUCGAGGUGCUGAAGGCCAAGGCGCACGAUCUGCCGCAGGCGGACCUGGCGCAGGUCUCAGCCCUCAGGAGAGGAGGCUGA